AUGGCUUUCUUUGGAUUUGAUACAACCCUACCCAGGGACCGUGAUGGUUCAGGGGCCAAAGGGUUCUUCGAAAACCCAGAUCCCUUCGCCGAUAUUGCUCGAGCUAAUGCGCUGGGAGAUGACGACGUGAUUGAUUUCGAGGAUACCUAUGAUGGUCUUGGCGACCAGCUUUCCGACGACCAGGACGAGUUCAACGAUGACACGUUUGGCGGAGCCGGCCCUGGGAAAUCCGUUGGCAGAGACUUUGAUUUCUUUGGGAAGACUGCUCAGGUCUCCGACGCCAUUGGAGAGGAGCAGGUUCGAUUUAGUCUGCAAAAUCCCAAUGCAGGCCGAGUCGCCCCCCGGCCCGCUCAAGCUCCUGUUCAGCCAGCUGCGCCCCAGACCACCAAGCGCUCAGGCUAUGAGAAGUACUCGGAUCCUGGCUACAUUCCAGAUUUGCAAGCCAAGUCUAGUGUCUGGGGUGUUUCGCAGAAAAAAGCCGAACCCGCUGCCGCUGCCGCUGCGCCGAGCCGGAAGAUGAUGAGCUUGGAAGAGGUUGAGGCACAAAUGCGUUAUCAUGGCCAUACUACCGCGACCCCAGCCGCAGAAGUAUUUCUGCGAUCUAUGGUGGACCAGCCGCAGUACCCACCCCAGCUUCAGCACCUCCAGACGCUCCCUGAUGGAUUCCCGCCAGUGCAUCUAGAGCUCCUCGAGGCACAGAUGAAACAGGGCCACCUACCCCCGCAAAUGUCACACCCACCGCCUGGUAUGUCAGAGCUAACGUCAACCUCCCCCCCGCAAAACAUGCCGCCUCCUGGCCCGCGCCAUGGUCCACCCCAGGCCCAGCGCCCUCAGCCACCCCAGCAGCCUCAGCAACCUCUUCAACAUCAGCAUGUACCACCGCCUCACCGCGUCUCCAGCAAUGGAAUGCCGGUGAUCACUAACCCCCAGCAACUCAUGCACCUCACGGAAGAACAACGUAACGCUUAUUUGGUGGAGGAUGCCAAGCGGGCAAAGCGCAACCACAAAAUCUUCCUCCUGUCCCGAGGCAAUGGUCUGAUGACACCGCAGGACAAGAAUUUCAUCACCCGUAUCCAGUUGCAACAGCUGGUCGCGGCUGCUGGUAAUGUCGCAGAUUCGGACCCCGAGGCCGUGCUGGCGGAGGACUUCUACUACCAGGUCUACAGCCAGAUUCGUGGGGCACCCCGCCAACACCCCCACCAACCUCUUGGUCAUUUCGCCCAGACCUAUCUGCUCCAGACAGGUAACCGGCUCGGCGGGCAUCGUCGGGGAAAUUUCCAGAGUGCCGACAACCACAUGCAGCGAAUGCAGCAGCAGGUUCAGCGUGCUGUGGAGGCAGCAAAGGCUAAGCCCAAGAACAAGCAGCUCAUCAUCGAGGGCAGCUUGGGCAAGAUCUCAUUUAGCAAUGCCAAGGCACCCAAGCCGAUGCUGAACAUUAAGCGCCCUGAUAGCUCAGAAGGACCCAAGCCUAAGAAGCAGUCGGAUCUGAGUCUCAGCGAUCGCAAGUCGAUCCUUACGAAUCUCGAAGCGCACGAUGCCGCCACCCCCGAGGAAGGCGACGCCGAGGCAAUCCAAGAACACAUGGAAUGGAGACAGAAGCUUCACUCGCUCAACCAGAAGUUGUGGCGUUCAUUGAAGGUGAUGGAACCAAUUGUGCCCCACUCGACGACACCACACCCCUUUAUCGCAUUCUUGUCAUACCCCAAGGGCAAGAAGGCCAUUCCCCGCAUCUUCCGUCACAUUGACCAGGAACAGCGUGUCACCAUUCUCACUAUGAUUGUCGUCCACCUGGAUAGCUUAGACGUGGUUCGUCUUGCCCAGCCUGUACCGGGUGAGGCCCAGCCAUCGCUCGGUGUACGCGAAGCCAUUGAUCUGUUCUCGCUGGCCGUCAUGCCCUGCCUUUUGGGAUACGUGAACGAGGCGCCAUUCAACAUUAUUAUUGGUCUUUUGGGAUUGGUCAUCAACCAAACCCAUGUGCAGACAGUGGCUCGCACCAAGGUUGGAUUGGGCAUUUUGACCAUGUUGCUCAGCCGUGCUGAGAUUGUCAAGGAGGCCGGCCAGGCUUCCGAGAACGAUUGGCAGCAGUGGGUUGAGAAAUUCAAUGUGCUGUUUGAUACGUUGGAACUCGGAUUAAAUGAGAUUUUCCCUGGAUCGAUCAGCUCUGGGGACGAUAUGUAUGUCUGGCAGUUCCUUGCUGCCGUGGGCAUUGGCGCCAGUCCUGAGCAGCAGCAGCGUUUGGUUAUUGCCGUCAAGGACCGUGUCAUGGAAACCGUAGGCUACAGCAAGACCCUUCCUCCCGACAUGGGCAGUCAGCGCUUGAACAACGUCAACCUUUUCAUGCGGGCCAUCGGUCUGGAUGUUGAGCUCCUUGGUUGA
Penicillium coprophilum is the source of this 2376-nucleotide messenger RNA. RefSeq names its product deadenylation-dependent mRNA-decapping factor PAT1. Gene Ontology annotation, biological process: deadenylation-dependent decapping of nuclear-transcribed mRNA; P-body assembly. Gene Ontology annotation, cellular component: P-body. The transcript is spliced from 5 exons. The coding region runs from base 1 to 2376 and encodes 791 amino acids. Gene Ontology annotation, molecular function: RNA binding. The record is from RefSeq and is a predicted model, not a curated record. NCBI's taxonomy places the organism in Eukaryota, Fungi, Ascomycota, Eurotiomycetes, Eurotiales, Aspergillaceae.